AUGGAGGCCAUGCGCGAGGAGGAGACCAAGGCCAGGAUGGAGAUCGACCAGCUCGAGUCCACCAUCGCCCAGUUGGAGGCGGGCGACACGGCUAUGGGCAGGCGCGGCCAUGGGUGCCUGCAGGCCCAGCAGAUGGCCGUGGCGCUCGCACAGGGCAAAGCAGCCGGCAAGUGGCAGCAGGAACUGGCAACCAUGACCGCGGAGAUCUACCACUGCAGGCGACUGACAGCAUUCCAGUUGAAGCUAGCAGUCGAGCAGGCGAGGCGCAUCGACUUCAUGAUGGAGCAGCAGCAGAAGAUGCAGCAGCAAUUCAUGCACAUGAUGAAGCUAAUGACGGCCUCCCAGCUCGGGGGCGACAUGGCGCAGAUGAUGGCCACGCAACUACCCCAGGAGGUGCGCGCGGCCAUGAACGUGACUCAGACGAGGGCGGCGGCGAUGACGCCGUCAGCAACUUCUGCAGCUGCGUCCGCGGAUCCUGGGGUAGCUCCUGGGCCUACACAAGCUCAGAGCAGUGCGGCGGACGGGCCCAAGGUCGUGCAGGUGACGCCGAGAGCGGAUCACUCGUUGCCGCCGCCCGACCAUGCCCAGGCCAUCCAGCAGUUGGCCAGGCCCAUCGUGGUAAGUCAGCUUGGGAUGCCGUCGUCGCCGACUCGUGCAGCAGCGGGGGUAAUCCCAACUUCACCGCGGAUGCCUGGCCCGAUGUCCCUCGAGCCGUCGAUGCCAGUGGAGAACGGAGCCAUGGCCACCCAGGAGGCCAUGCCAGGUCCAGCGCUCUCGGUCACGGCGCCCUGA
This is a messenger RNA of Prorocentrum cordatum, 792 nucleotides long. The record is from the annotation of a GenBank genome assembly. NCBI's taxonomy places the organism in Eukaryota, Dinophyceae, Prorocentrales, Prorocentraceae.